Colletotrichum lupini is the source of this 1218-nucleotide messenger RNA. RefSeq lists its product as uncharacterized. The record is from RefSeq and is a predicted model, not a curated record. The transcript has a single exon. NCBI's taxonomy places the organism in Eukaryota, Fungi, Ascomycota, Sordariomycetes, Glomerellales, Glomerellaceae. Bases 1 to 1218 code for a protein of 405 amino acids.
AUGUCCGAUCCCUCACUUCCUCGCCAGCGACCGCCGGAGAGGUCAGACGCGCUUUUCUUCAACCCUUCGCAAACAGUAUCUGAUCAUACAAGACCACCGCAGAAACAGCUUUCUACAAUAACCGCCCAGCAUGGAAGUCUAAGAGCUACCGACAGGCCUCUCUCCGAUGACCCAUUCGCUCUGAUCCCAGCCGCAUCCUACAGCGCGCUGGCACAGCUCUACCAACUUGUACGGCUUUGUAUAGGCGAUCAGUCCCAGAUCGCGCGUCUCCUUUCACACUUGCGACAACCGGGCCUUGCACCAGCAGCUACGGCACUGGUUGGCGGUGGAUACGCGCGUAGCUUCGCGGUCGUGGUGUUUGCUGUGCUGGUGAACCACGUUAGGAGGAUGCUCGCGCCCGCGCUGGGCGUGGGCGCGUUCGGGGGCCCCAUCGCGACUCUGAAACUCGCUGUAGGCAGUCCAGCGCUUUUUCUCAAGGAGGAGAUUGAGGUUGGCUUCUUCGGAAGGGUGUUCACCCGGGAAGGGGCAUCGAAGCUUCUCGGAGAUGUGAUUGGAACUGUCAUUUUUCAGCGUGUCUUGAUCCACUCUGCCUCGGAACUGGACCCGAUCAAUAGAGCCACCAAUUUCAGGCCAGAGAAUCCAAAUACAAGCAGGAGAGGGACAGGUGUAGAUGAUAUUCGGGUUAGGGCGAUCGAGAAGCGGAAGACUGCCGCGCUUGUCGUCUAUCUGGUCUGGAUUCUAGGAUGUGCUGAGUAUCUCCACGCGAGAGUGGCUCAUGUUGUGGCCGUCGGCAUUGCAUAUUCCAAGCUCUUGCGGGGCGGACUACUACACAAACAGGCUUUACGGGAGGUCCUUCUUCCCUUCACGUCGCCCUACUCUUCGUCGCUCAUUAAAUGUCUUGGGGAGGGUCUUAGCGUCGUUGGGUUUCAUCUCGAGCUAGUAUGCUCCAUUGCCUGGGGCCUCUAUCCUCUACUUAGACUCGCCACAGGCUCUACGCUCAGGAUGGAUCCGAGGAAGAGCAGACCUGAACUGGCGAUGUUGAUUGCUGCUUGGGCAUGGGGAACUGGGUACGUGACGAGGUACUCGAAUAAGUACUACAUCGGUCUGGAGAUCAGCGGACUCCUGCUCGUAAUGUGGUGGAUUUUCGCUUAUGGCAUACUCCUUAGCCUAUAUAUUCGCGAUCUCAAGCUUAGGCAUGGUGCUCGAGAGCUUAGCUGA